UGCCUAAGCCCAAACCUUAUCCCACCAUAAACCCCAUUCAUUUUCCUUCCAACCAAAUCGUUCAAACCACUCAGCUUCGUCUUCAUACCACAACACAGAGACAUGUUCCCAUCAUCAUCUCCCACCUCACUCCACACCCCAAUCCUUCACCACCGUUACUGUCACCACCCUACACCGUCCCGCACCCAGUUCUCCCCUCUCACCCUCCCACCCUUCCGUCACACCCUCUCCUUCCUCGUCCCUCCGCCGCUUCUUCCGGCUGCGCGCGCCAUCCCCGCCGCAUCCGCCGCGAAGGGCGACAAGUCCGGCGAGCAGAAGUGGGUCCUCGAGGGUCUGGUCAUGGAGUCCCUCCCGAACGGCAUGUUCCGCGUGCGCCUUGACAACGAGGACUUGAUUCUAGGCUACAUCUCCGGCAAAAUCCGCAAGAACUACGUUCGGAUCCUCCCCGGCGAUAGAGUCAAGGUCGAGGUCACCCGCUACGACUCCUCCAAAGGACGCAUCGUUUACAGGCUCCGCAGCAGCACCCCCUCCUAAUGUUUGUCAAAAUUACUCACACAGCAACAACGUAUAGGAACAAUCCAGUUUCACUGUAUCGUUCUUGUAUAAAAAAAUUACUAAAAAAAGAAUGAUAAUGCUUCACGCUGCAAUUUGGCGCAAUUUAUUUCAGUUUAGGUUUCUUCUUUUGAGUCACUCUUGUCUUAUUGGUAGUUGUUAGACUAAGCAAUGUUUUCAAUUCCGAAUCCUUGAUAUUGCAGGAAAAUUGCUGUGAAUGCGAUACUAAAAUGUUGACCGUGAGUGUGUUAGAUUUUUACCUUCAGUGACGUGUUUAUGGUGAAAUUGGGUGAAAUUUUCUUUUUUUGGAUAAA
Molecule: messenger RNA, 866 nt
Organism: Glycine soja
Lineage: Eukaryota; Viridiplantae; Streptophyta; Magnoliopsida; Fabales; Fabaceae
Product: translation initiation factor IF-1, chloroplastic-like
Exons: 1
Coding region: 103-534 (143 amino acids)
Biological process (GO): translational initiation
Cellular component (GO): cytosol
Molecular function (GO): ribosome binding; RNA binding; translation initiation factor activity
Source: RefSeq, a predicted model, not a curated record